AUGGAAAAAAGAAGAGCUGACGUGACUCCAUUGAAGAAAAUAAUAUACCACGAAAGCGCAAAAGAGGAGAGCAACUGGUGGAGUGAGGCCGAGGCUUCGGAAAUCUCGCAAAAGAAGAUAGCUGCGAUUUUUGGGCAGAUGAAAGAGUACAAAAAGCUAGCUGAGGAGGCAGAGUCUGAGAAAAUGCGGAUAGCCCGCAUCAAAAUAGAAGAGCUUAUGCUGGAGAAGGGGGAGGCUGUCGAAGUAGUAAAUACGCACAUACUGAAAUGCCAAGCCCACAUGCACACAAUCUCCCAGCUUAGAAAGCAAAUCAGCCAAAAAAAAGAAGAGCCGGCGGCUGAGAGCGGCAAGCCCGUGCUGGUGGAGGAGGACAUUUCCGAGUACGUGGAAAGAAUGGAGAGGCUCGAGGGGAAAGUGCAGACGCUUUUAAGCAGGCAUGCGCCAAACCUCACCAAGGUGGUUAAAGCGCUUGAGCAGGAAAACAAAGACUUGUCGCAAACGAUAAAAACGCUGGGAGAGAAAAUAGAGGCUUUUCUGGCCGCAGAGAGCGCCCUUCAUGCGGAGAAGAGGGAGCUUUCCAAGCAAAUCGCAGGCCUUCAGAGCGAGAAUGCCGCGAGGCAGGAGGCUUUGCUGCAGGAGAACGAAAGAAUCAAGGGGGAAAAGACAAUUCUGCAGAGAAGGGUGGACGAGGUGCAUCUGGCCAUUGAAACGCUGAACUCGGCCGUGGUGGAAAGAGCGCGGGAGCUGGAAAACAUUCCAGCCAACAAGAACGAGUGCGAAAAGGGGUGCCACGAGCGCAUACAGGAGCUGGAAAACAAAGAAAUUGCCCGGCUAGAAGAAGUCACGUUCCUUGUGCGCAAGUACAUUGACACGGGAAAACAGAACGAUCUUCUUCUGCUAGAAAUAGAAGAGCUGAAAAGCCAGAUCAAGGCGAGCGCGCCGCCUGCCUCCCCGCCCCCGUGCACAGACUGGCCGGAGGAAAAGGAGAAGGAAAUAGAGAAGCUGAAAACCGAACUAGAAAGAAGCAGCUUGGGGUACAUAGAAAGAAAAACCUCUGCGCAAUACCACAAAAGAAAGUCUCUUCAGUACGAAGCAGAGCUGAGUGCAGCCAGAAAGACCGCGGCAGACAUGGACAUAGUCAACAAGGCGCUGCAAGAGAAGCUGGAGGAGAGCAUAAAAAACAAAAGCGCAAACAAGUCCCAGUCCGACUUAGAUCUCUAUAAGGGAAUGGUCAGGUGUGGGGUGUGCUGUUCAAACAUUAAGAAUGUUGCACUAAAAAGAUGCAUGCAUUUAAUGUGCAGAGCAUGCAUUGACGAUAGAAUGGCCACCAGGCAAAAAACCUGCCCAUUGUGUGGCACUGUUUUUUCGCCGAACGAUAUAGCAAAUGUAUAUUUGUAG
Messenger RNA from Nematocida major, 1398 nucleotides. RefSeq lists its product as uncharacterized. The record is from RefSeq and is a predicted model, not a curated record. The coding region runs from base 1 to 1398 and encodes 465 amino acids. The transcript has a single exon. Gene Ontology annotation, cellular component: HULC complex; nucleus. Gene Ontology annotation, molecular function: ubiquitin protein ligase activity. NCBI's taxonomy places the organism in Eukaryota, Fungi, Microsporidia.